This is a messenger RNA of Saccostrea echinata, 504 nucleotides long. Its product is annotated as platelet endothelial aggregation receptor 1-like. The record is from RefSeq and is a predicted model, not a curated record. Bases 1 to 504 code for a protein of 167 amino acids. Gene Ontology annotation, molecular function: scavenger receptor activity. Lineage: Eukaryota; Metazoa; Mollusca; Bivalvia; Ostreida; Ostreidae. The transcript has 3 exons.
AUGGGAACUAUGGUGAAAAUUGCUCAGAUGCCUGCCCAUAUCCCUAUUUCGGAGAGCUCUGCAGACAUAAAUGUAACUGCUCAGUGCAAUCCAGGAUACUUUGGUUUCAAUUGUACGGAGAUGUGUCCAUUCCCAGUUUAUGGUAUACGCUGUGAGCGGAGGUGCAAAUGUUCUGUAGAAGAUUGUAGCCCUGCUACAGGAUGCUCUAUACCAAACAGCAAAUCUAACGAUACCAAGUUUCUGAUUGAUAAAAAUGACGAGUUUACCCAGAAACGUUUUUAUCUUGUCGUUGUUGCAUACGUCUUUGGAGGUGUUCUUAUGGUUUUGGUCCUAACCUUUAUUUGGAUUGAACUGAGUCACAGAAAAAGAAGAACAAAUAAUGAGCAUAAGAUAGCUACGGAAAAUGUGCCAGCGUAUCAUGAAAUUAUAAUGAGUGAAGAUGGGGGUAUUUUUAUCUCAGAAAAUGAACAUAUUUCAAAUGAAACCACAGCAGCGGGGUUGUAA